[Torrubiella] hemipterigena is the source of this 243-nucleotide messenger RNA. The record is from the annotation of a GenBank genome assembly. Lineage: Eukaryota; Fungi; Ascomycota; Sordariomycetes; Hypocreales; Clavicipitaceae.
AUGAAGGUCUUCGCCAUCGCCACUGCUGUCCUGGCUACUUGUGCCAUCGGGGCACCGGUCCUCAGUGCUCCACAACGAGUGAGCAAUGACGUGGAUGAUACAUUCGGCACUGGGUACUACAAACGAGCUGAAAAUAUAGGAACAACAGCCCUCAGAGCUACUACAGACGAGGAAACUGGCUACUACAAACGAGCAGGAAACGACGUCGACAUGGGCCGUAAUCCCAAUACCUACUACAAAUAA